AACCAACCGUCAGUUUUACGUAUUUAGCUUAUCGUAUGGGCUUUUUAUCUUUUUAAUGACAGUUAAGCUUAUUUGCAAAAAAUAUAUCUUCGGCGUUCAUUAUCCAGUCGCAUAGUUUGCUUGUCGGUUUCCAAAGUUGUAGGUGCAGACUCAAAAUGAACGCUAAGGUGAUUUUUGCUUUGGGAUGUUUCAUCUCAGUUCUACAGAUCUCUUAUCAAAAACCGGAUCAGAGAUUGAAGCAAUGUUCGCAAAAGCUUCUACAACAGAUUAACGCCCUAAACUGGAAGCAACCACCUAAGUGUUUGAAUCAGGACAAGUUGAAGGCUUUAUUCCAAUCCGUCGAUACCUUUAAGGGCUUCUUUGAUGGUUUGCCACGUAAAUGCAGGACCACGAAGGUGAAGAAACAAGACGCAGCAUACUGCGUGCAAGCAGCUACCGGUCAACUAAAGUCGAAGGGCAACGAUUUGAAGGCAGCCGUCAUGAGCGCAAUUCACUCUUUAUAUGCGGCUUCCAGCGGAUGCAUCAAAGAGGCCGCUUCUGCCUUCAACAAUUUAGAUAAAUACGUAUUGAAGGGAUGCCAAUAGUUUCGUAAAAAGCUUUGUACAAAAAGUCUAUAGAAUAUGUAUGAUCCAGCUUUCCUACUCUCCUUGUUCUGCUCCCGUUCAAUGGGCCUAAAGGGCGCCUAUUGCCCUCUGUUUAUUAUCGGUUAAUAGUUGAAGCAUGCUAGUGUCUAACCUAUUUUUAUUCCAUAUACUACGACAGAAAAUCCGUACUUGCAUUGAAUUCUGUAGCUAUUUGUGCUGGUAUCAAUAAAUUGUGGAAAACUGAAGAAGUCUGUCUUUCUCUCGCAGCUG
This is a messenger RNA of Acanthoscelides obtectus, 854 nucleotides long. The record is from the annotation of a GenBank genome assembly. NCBI's taxonomy places the organism in Eukaryota, Metazoa, Arthropoda, Insecta, Coleoptera, Chrysomelidae.